AUGUCUAAAGCUCUAACCAAGGCUUCGUCGCUCAAGCCUGAUAUCCGCCUCGCUCAGGCACUCUCCGAGUUCGAAGCCGACCUGACCAAUGAGCAGAAGUCUAGGUUUCGCACGCUGAGAUCGCAGUCGCUUUCGGUGGCACCAACUCCGAGCGAUGUCAUGCGGCUGACGGCCGAAGUAGAUCGUCGCAUGUCGAAGAAGUAUAGUGGUCAGUGUUUCGGCCCACGCUUCACAAACUUCCUCCAGGGAGUCCAGCAGUUUGCUGCUCUUGGCGACGUCGUGGUUGGAGGUUCACAGAACCUGAUAGCGUGUGGUGUCUGGACAUUGGUGCGAAUGUCUUUAUUGUCGAUUGUGAGCUUGUCCAACUACGUAGACAAGCUAUCGUCGAUAUUUAUGGACAUCGGACGAUCCACUCCGCGCCACCAAGCGAUAAGCGUGUUGUAUCCUCAAUCAACAAAAUUACAAUCGUACCUCUCCGAAUACUUCAUUGUAGUCGUCGCACUUUGCCGUUACUUGUUUAAGUUCGGACAGAAAUCAGCACUCCAACAAUUCACAUCUUCCUUGAACGAUGGAGACUUGAAAGCAUUUCGGACCGAUCUUGACAAGUGGGCAUUGUGGAUCGCAAAUGAAAUGCAAUUGAACGAAGCCCAAGAGAGUUCUGGUUUCAGGGCUCUAUCUCGAUCAAUGUUCAAAUCUGCAUCGCAACAGCAGAAGUUUGCUACUAAGAACCGAGUGCUUGACUUCUGCUCUACAUACGACCACGAAAUAGUGUGGAAGCAAACGAGGAAGGCCGGAAACACGUCGCUUUAUACAAAUUUUGCGGAAUACGAACAGUGGAGAGAUUCUUCGCAUUCUUCCACAAUAAUAUGUACAGGCAAGCUGGGAUCUGGCAAAUCCGUACUCCUGGCAAAUAUUGUAGACGACCUCAACCUCUCCACUAAGAAAGAACGACCACUGAUAACGUACUUCUUCUGCAGACACGAUGUUCCAGAAAGUCUGCAAGCACGCGUAGUUCUGGGUUCGCUAGCGCGGCAGUUGCUACGGACCAUCGAUGAUCUUGACAUACUCUCGGAAAUCUGCGGAGAUACUCACACUACCGGUGACACCGACAAGAUACUAGGACUCAUCUUACAAGGCUACCCCCCUGAUCAUAAAGCGUUCUUUGUCAUAGAUGGGCUAGACGAAUGCGACGACGAAGAGAGAAGGGUGCUAGUGCAAGCAAUGGGAUCGAUCCAAGAGAACCUUAACGUCCUGAUUUGUGCUUCGUUUCGCGAGGAGCCGAACAACGGUCUGCAGUCAAUUACGCAUCACCUCUUGUCCACUCGCAUCAUUCCGUUGCCAGAGAAGAACCCCGAUAUUGACGCCUUCAUUGAAGCCGAUUUGCGUCGUUGUUUGGACCAAGAGCUGCUGACAAUUGGAGAUGCAACUCUGAUCAUCGAAAUACAGGAUGCGCUCAUAGCUGGUUCACAAGGAAUGUUUCUUUGGGCGGCUCUUCAGAUCCGGUCUUUGUGUAGUAUGAAGACCGACCACGAUAUUCGUGAAGCACUGACGGAUCUACCUAAGAAUAUCUCACAGACGUUUGCACGGAUAUUGUGGAAGUCGGGGAGUCUUGACCGACCCCUUCAAGCAAAGACGCUACAGCUGGUGCUGGCAGCAUGCCGGCCAUUGACUACUAGCGAGUUAAGAGAAGCCCUGAGUGUUACUCCUGGCGACACAACCUGGGAUCCGUCCAAAAUGUUGAACGAUGUUCAUUCAGCGUUAGCUUGCUGUGGGUGUCUUCUGACAGUUGAUGAAGAAGAGUCAACUGUCCGAGUUGUACACCACAGCGUCAAGCAAUAUUUCUUGCACGGCCUUGACGAUGCGAGGCAUAUUGGAUUCACUGUCGAUGACGCACGGAUAAGGAUGGCAGAUAUUGUGAUCACUUAUCUUGCGUACGGUGUCUUCGAAACUCAGAUGACCAAGACCGCAAUACGUCCUAUCAUGGCACAUUCAGCACCUUCGAAGAUCCUGCAAAGCACCAUGGGAUCUUCGAGUACUACUCGUCAACUCGCAAUGAAGCUUCUCGGAUCUAGAAAGCAACCUACAUUCGAUCUGAGCAAGACUCUCGCGGAAGCGCGUGGCUCUCUAAACCCCAAGCCAGAACACGUGUUUACGUUCUACGCUUAUGCAAACAUACACUGGCAAGAUCAUAUCUGGGAUGUCUCGGGGAAAAGUCAUCGUAUUCAUCAGCUCUCUGAAAAUCUCAUCCAGACCCGAUGCUCGGAAAUAAGAGAUGCGGAUAGGGACUUCGGCAGGCGUUGUCGCUGGGCUGCUAAGCACGGGAGUUUGACACUUCUUGAGCUGAUAUGUCAGAGGACUAAAGUGCUUCAGGGUCAGGAUGGAAGCUUCCUAUAUGAUAUAGGUACGCCACUGAUUUGGGCGAUAGAUCGUGGAGACAAGGACGUUGUUAAAAUACUGCUUGAAGCCGGCGUUGAUGUCAACAAGGGAGUCAAAGUCAGGUAUCAAUUGAUGCUACGUGAGGCCAGUUCGGGAGAAGAGCUACUGCCACUUACUUUGGCGGUAAGAAAAGGACACAAAGAUAUUGUUGGGCUGCUCCUGGAGAUUGACAAACUUGCCGUCAAUACGAAAGACCGUGAAAAGCGCACAGCGUUUAUAUGGGCCCUGAAGAAAGGAAACAUGGAUAUCAUCAAACUAUUCCUCAAGGACAAGAGAACCGAAAUUAAUGGAGUGCCCGCUGGGGAUUGGGAGCCAUUGUUGGCAGCGGCAUUGCAUAGAGACAAAGACGUACUUCAACUACUACUUUUCACCGACCGGGUUGAUGUCAACUCAAAGACCAAGAUCGGAGAGUCGGCAUUGAUGCUGGCCGCGUCCGGGGGGCAUCGAGAGAUAGUUGAGCUACUGCUUGCUACUGGCACAUUUGAUCUUAAUGCGAUCAACGAUCGGGGAGAAUCGGCGUUGAUGCUGGCGGCAUCCGAAGGGCACGAAGGCAUAGUUGAGCUACUACUUGCUACCGAUGGAAUCGAUAUCCACACGAGGGGGGAGAAUGGGAAGACAGCAUUGAGCCUGGCCUUGUCACAAAAACACAGAAACGUGACUGAAAUGUUACAGUCAUACUCACUCCGCGCUGCCGCUGAUUCUCUAGUGGGCGCGAACAAAACCGUCACACCUGAUGAGACGACUUAG
Messenger RNA from Alternaria arborescens, 3183 nucleotides. RefSeq lists its product as hypothetical. The transcript is spliced from 2 exons. NCBI's taxonomy places the organism in Eukaryota, Fungi, Ascomycota, Dothideomycetes, Pleosporales, Pleosporaceae. Bases 1 to 3183 code for a protein of 1060 amino acids. The record is from RefSeq and is a predicted model, not a curated record. Gene Ontology annotation, molecular function: protein binding.